AAAACCGCGACUAUAUGUGCCGUGCGCUGGGGUGCUGCUGCUGCUGCUGCUGGUGACGGGCAUGUAGCUUUAGCGCAGCACGACAAACAGUAACAGCGGCGGCAGCAGCCGCAGCAGACAAAGAGAGAACGCAGCGGCUAUACGCAGAGCGUAGAGUAUCGCUAGUGGUCAAGGCUAGUGGCUCUAUCACUUCCUAUACUAUCACCAGCAUUAUUACAAAUGAUAGCACAAUAUUCGCCUGUCGGUGUUCCUUUCUGUUAUAUAGACGCGAUGCGAUGAAUCGUGGAGCAUGGACGACUUCGGCUCGAUUCACAAGACCUCCAAGUGCGGCAGGAGAAAUGUUUGUUGGUGCUGAGUGUAUUACAGCUGCUGCUCGUUGAGACAAUACAAUUUGUGGAAACAGUGUGAGUAUCCAGGACUAUUUAGCGACGACAACCUAACAGACAUUGAUAAUCGUUUCCCCUGAAAAAAAAUUACACUGGAAAGGCCAGUGAAGACGGGCGGGGAAACUAUAUACCCACAGUGAAGAUUGAGAGAAGGGGGUGGAAAGGUGCUCCUUUUCUCACACGGCCCGACGGUUUGCUAGUUGUUCUACUCUCUAGCCGUUACUAAUGUAGACAAGACUUAGCAGUGGCCUAGCUGAUCAUAUUUAACAAGGAAAUUAAUGUUAACGUGAGAAAGAAAGAUAUUGGUCAGUGAUAAUAGUGUGAAAUUCACUAUACAAUUGAGUGGAGUCGAUAUACGACAAGUCAUCUUUCUGUGUAGGCCCCAGUCGGCAGCCACCAUAAGAAUCUGUGCUAACGAAAUAUUCGCUGCAGCUACCGCCGUCACCAUUUCGUAGUUGCUGUCGUUGCCGAGGGGUUUGUCAAAACGCCCACAGAGCCCAGAGAACGAUCGAAAAGGCUUUCCAUCUGUAUCCCUCACGUAUACGUAUUACGUGUGACGCUUAUCGAUCUGAUUAGUUACCGCAACCCUGUUUUUCUAAUCAACGGCAUUUACUCCACAAGACUCCAUUUACUAACAGAAGCACCGUAUAUUUACACCUGAUUCCUUGCGGUGAUCAUCGUCAGGAACGGUAGUCGAGGGUGAGUUCGUAUCCCGAGCUGCCAUUGCUACAAUAGCAAUAGCUCACUGACAGUAGUUGCAAUUAUAUGCAAUCUGCAUGUGUGAUUAACGUCUAUAUCGUCUGCGAUCAUAUUAAUAUCGACCUGAUCGCAUUGUGAUUAAGUGACUGGGCGCAGCAUUAGCUUUGUCUGCUGUCAAUGUUCCCACUUCAGUGUUGGUGCUCGUGAAUUUACUGCUAUUGAUAUUUUGCUGGUUGUUCUCAGUGAUGCCAUUGCCAAACCCUUCGACUUCCGGCGACAGCUCUACCAUCGAUCAGCCGCAGUUCAAUGUUCUCACCGAUAACUAACUCCCCGGCUGUCAGGCAUAUUGCAUACAUCGUUAGACGACGACAACAACAAUCACAACAACAAGGUUUAGUGUGACGAAGAGGUUGGCGUGAAGCACGGCGUAACUCUACGGUUCGUAAUUGCCAUUGUCCGCGAGUAAAGAGUAUUAGCGAAUAGACGCCGAUUCAAGCAUGAGUUGACGUAGCGACCAACUAGGGAUUUCCUACCAAACAGCUAUCCCGAGCAAGGAAUCGCCUUACGCCGUUUAACUAGUCCGUAACAAUGACGACUUCCCCAAGUUGGCUUCGCAGGGAAAUUGUCGUAUCGUAAAAUUGCACUACAAUAGAAGAGCAUACGCUGAUUGUGAUUUGGUCGUCGUAGGUGAGCAAAGCAAGUGCGAAUAGGUUUGGAAUACAGAGACUCAAAGAUCGGUUAAUCAAUCGUGUAUCACCUGAGGACAGAGUACAAAUAUGUGUAUAAAUGUUUGAUUACGAAUUGCGGUACACAGAGUGAAACAAGUCAAGCCGGUAAAGUACAUAUACCUUGAAAAAAAUACACAGCUCAAGUGGGGAGAUUGUGCUUAUUCGAAAAGAAACCAAAAGCAGACACAUCGUUUCCGCUGUCGCCGCCGUUGUUACAGUGAUUUUUUAACGUGUUUCCUUAUUUAUUUGUUUGCAAAUUCGUGGGUGUUAAGCGUAACUGCUCCCCGUGAGUAUCUUCGUGAGUACAUGGUAGUCGUUUUUUUGUGAGUGACAUCCUCCGUUGUCUAAGUGCCCUCUUUAGCAGUUUUUGGAUUUCGCGACUCACCAGCUGAACUCAUUUACCUAUCAAUCAAGCUAUCCGCGAGAAUUUUACGAACUAAGUGGCUGCGUUCCUCCCAGUGUGUGCUGCGCUGUAACCUCGGAGUAUCUCAAUGGAUCGUCGUGAUCAUUGGCAGACGAGAGCUAUUGCCCCUUAGAGGCCGGUUGCUGCUUGGGAACGACGAGGAUGAACCUACACCAAGUGUUGACGGGGGCCGUAAACCCAGGGGAUUAUUGUUAUUCCGUCGGGUCGGUUGAGGGGGUCCCAUUUACGGUGUAUGCCGCGGGUUGUAAUAUCGUCAUUUUGUCAUCGGAGCUCGAGAGGGUUCAAAUAAUUGCGGGAGUGUGCCAUGGGAACGUGCAGGUUACUUCGCUAGAUUGUUCUAAUGACGUUGGAAAAAUUGCUGCUGCCUAUGCUAAGAAGAUCUCAAUCUUUGAGCCGUCGCCUCUUCUAAACAAUAACUCGGCGCACAAACUCGAUUAUCGCUGGGUGGAGACAGCGUCCGUGGACAUCGGAUGUCCCGUCAAAGUGAUUUCAUGGAAUAUCUCAGCCACGAGAUUGCUCGUUGCCACCGAAUCCAAUCUCGAAUUGUGGAACUAUCUCCCUAAGGAUGAGACAGCUGAGGGUGUUAAAUUUACGAUGGGAGCGGAGGAUGACGAGCCUAUUUCGGAUUCAAGUCCAUGGCUCAAAUCGUGGCAGAUUGCGACUUCGUCGUCGGUGCACUUUCUCAAGUUCGCCAACGAUGGAACCAUGUUUGCCACAGCGGGUCGAAAUGAUCGCCUUGCUAAGGUUUGGUACGAGACCUGCGAUGCCAAUGGCGAUAAGAAGCCUCAACAGAAGCUCUUCAAUUUCGUUUAUCUCCCGCACCCACGAGCUGUCACGGCACUUUCGUGGCGUCACACGUCUAAGUAUAUGCCUCGUGGCUGUGUCGCUAAUAUGCUAGUCACCUCUUGUAAAGACAGUAUUUGCCGAUUAUGGUCUCAAACAUUGUUACCGGAAGAUGGACUCAUUAAUCUUAGCCAGAUCGAGGCGUUCGCUAAUCAACAGCCGAAGGUGCAGCGACAUAAGAAUAAGAUUAUGAGCAAGCUGAAACACAUCAAGUCGCUCAGCGAGCACAAGGCGAAACAUGGAGGUGGAUCAUUGCCGGUAGGAACAACCCCCGCUGGAACCAACGACACCACAGGCAUCAUUGCCAACGGAGCUCCUGUCGAAACAAUGCCCUCUUUACCGAGCUCGUUCUCUAUUAAUGACUUCCACAACUUUGCCCUGCAGGGCAGUGGAGUUGCACCUGGCGUCCACUUUCAUUUGGCAGCGUCGAUUAAUGCUGAAUCAGAUAUUCCGCUCGUACCGGCCAUGCGGUCAGAUGAGGAUCGCGCAGAUGACGCGGGCGGCCAUUUUGUUCUACAUUGGCUGAACAAUAAAGAGAUUUGUUUUAGUCGGGGUGCGGAAAAACUCCUGCAUGAUCUGUCAGUUAAAGCGUUUCAAGAAGCUAUCCGUAAACAGCAGGAAGCUGAAGAAGCGGAACGCAACAAACCAGAACCUGCUGAAGAGGCGCUGCCGGCAGACGAGGUCAUGUCUGACCGCUCGCCUACUGCGCACUCCAAAGAUGAUAAAAUCUCUCACUCUGAGUCGACGGCUUCGAAUGGCUCUAACGAGAAACACGGCCCCGCACCAAUUAACGUACCCAAGGAUGCUGAUCACUGUUUAGGUGAAGCGCUUGAGAGUAAACUUGAAGCACUACUAAAACAAUGGCACAAAACCAGUGAUCUGCUAUUCUCAGUUCAUCCAAUUGAUGGCAGCUUCCUCGUGUGGAUAGUCGACUAUCUCGAUGAAUCUCUUCCAGGAGCAUUCCGCCAGCCGCAGGUCAGUUUUAAUUCGCGAAUCUCCAACGCUAUCGCUCUUGGAGAUGCGGCGACUAUGUCGCAGAAUAUCUCGCUUUAUCUGCCGACAGCUGGUCUUGACCUUAAGACAGUCCUGCGGGGACUGGGAGCUCUCGAAAGUACACCAGGGGGCGACGCCACCAAGGAUCUUAUGUUACAAGCUAAGGAAUGGACCUGCACUCCAACAGUGUCGAUGAUCUCGAAACACUCAAACGGGUCUCUGAACCUGUGGUAUCUGACAUUCAAGGAUGAGGAAAGUUUGACACAUGUGCUAAGUGUCACGCACUCAAAUAAGCGCGUGUGUGGUCAUCGAUUCCGGAUCAACGAUAUUACAUGCCAUCCGGUCUUGCCGCUACUGCUGACAACGUCUCACCAUAACUCACCACAGACUACUCUAUCGCCAACAAGUGAAUGCGUGAGCGGCCGUAAUGGGGGAUUCUGCUCAGAACUUAUCUUGUGGAAAGUGGAGAGUGUUGGCCCGCUCAGCAAAUCGGGCGGCAUUAGCGAACUCGCACGUAUUAACAGCCUGCAUCUAUCGGCGUUUUCGAACGUCGCUUGGAUACCAACACUACUUCCUUCGUCGACAUUAGGCACCGUGUCGAAUUCGCCUUCGGCCUGUUUCGUCGCAUCUGAUGGUACCAGACUUCGCGUCUAUCAGGCGCUUAUUGAUGCACGCAGUCUUCUGGCAGAAUUGGUAAUGGCUCGCAAAAGACAACAGCAAGCAAUUGAUACAAUGAGCGUUAGCUCGGCGGCCAGCUCAUUGUCAUUACAUGACGGUCCUGGCGGACAACGAACGCAUGUUCAACAGCUAUUGGAAGGCUUCAACAUCGUAUCGUUGCAGAGUACUGCAAGACCCGGAUGCAUCAUUGAGCUAGAUGCCAUUGCAGACGCCGUCGCCGACUGGCAGCAUACGCAGUUAUUGCAUGUCUUCCAGGAAACUUUGAUCCUUGGUGUAUGCGGUGACGGUUCCAUGCAGUUUAUGCGUUUGGGAAGGAGCUUCAAGGCCUAUAUAGAAUUGCAGCACUCGGCCAUUUUCAGGGAGCCUUUUUAUCUAGUCGUUAUUGAAAAGAAGGAUCGUAAAAGUGUUAUUCAUAUGUGGAAACUAACGAUUGCUUCAACACACAACGUUAACGACUCAGCGAACCAACGUCAACAUCCAGACGGGCACAGCCUUUCGGAGAUGAUUAAAGAAGAUUUAGCAGUUACCAAUAAUAGGAAUAAUCUAAAACAGGAUCUCCCUGAUACGAAUCCAUUCGUAACGUCUAACGACACGAAAGAUUCGUGUCAUUCCUCUCGUAGUUCUACACCAGAUCGCUCGGAGCAUUCAUUGUUGCAUGCAUCCCCCCUUAAAAUCGUCACCGAAAAGCUGUGUGAACACGAACUGCCGCUGCCCGACGGCGUUGAAAUUGUUCACGCUGAACCGGCUGCAGGCCAUCUCAGCUCGAGUAAUAUCUACCCGGCCUGCCUCUCGCCUUAUCUGAUCUGUACUGCGUGUAGCGAUGGGAAGACUAGAUUCUGGAGAUGCGCUCAGGACGAAAAAAACGACGGCUCUAAAAGCUUCCAGUGGACCGAAUGGCGGAUGGUACUGAACACGACCGAGUCCGCCAUUGAUGUCGACGGCUCUCCGCUGGCGGUAUCAGCGGCCUACUCAGGCCGGGUUGCUGUGGCCUUCAAGCUGGGGUCGUCGUUCACUCGACCAACGAAAGGCAACACCGACGAACGAUACGUCAACCUUGCGGUGGCCAUUUACGAGUGCGAAAGUACCGGCGGCUCGGAGUGGGUUCUAGAAGACACGAUUCGCUUCAGAAAUGUUCAGUUACCACGAGUGUACUGCGGUAGGGGAACGGAUGACGUAGACUUAACAUCAAUCUAUGAUGCUAACCUACGAAGUCGAGUACAGAUGGACCACAUCGUACAAAAGUUAGCUGAAUCAUCAUCGAAAAGCGAUCUCAGCCGCAUGCUGUCCGUUCCUAGUUACGCGACCCUUCAGACGCUCAAGAAGUCGAUCAUUGAACAGGGAAAUCAAUGUGUUCUAGUUCAAAAAUCCUUAAUGCAGCUUGAUUGGGUGUCUUCGGAAGAUGGCUCGCACAUACUUACGGUCGCUUUGGGCCCGAAGGUGAUGCUCUAUGCGCCCGUGUCCUAUGACAUUGCGCAAUGCAAUGCAGCGCCCUCGUCGACCAACGCUUCUGCCGGAACUGGCUUCCACAGGCCAUUGCUUAAGCAACGGUCAUCGAUGGCACCCCAAAUGGAGUCGAGUCGUCUACGCUGGAUGCAAAUCCGUGGACUUGAGCUGCACACAGCUGACGGUCUUCCGGCACUUCCUAUGCAGCUGUCAUGGGUGCGGGAUGGCAUUCUUGUCGUCGGCAUGGAUAACGAAAUGCAUGUUUAUUCACAAUGGAAAUCCCAUAAGAGAGCGCUUGCCGAAGAUUACGUUGUGCACAAGAACACUGAGGAGACAUUUAGCGAUCCAACGUACACAAAACGGUGUCUUCAUGAAGACGACCUCAUGAGUCGUGUGCAAGAAACGCAACUGAGAAUGGGCAGCUCGGCCAAUCUCACACGGAACGCAUCGUUGCAGGUGGUUGCGAACGCAGCCAAGAUCGGUUUAGACAAAGCUCAAGCUACUGCAGGCGGCCAAACCGGUGGCGCUUCGAACAUAGGCGCCGGAGGACAGCUUAUUAAGGAAUUACUGCCGGAUUUCGGUCUGUUCGAGACCAGUCGCCUCGCGUGUCCUGUUUUACCGCAGUAUCAUCCCAAACAGUUGAUGGAGCUGUUGGCCUUUGGUAAGAUCAAGCGCGUGAAGGCCAUCUUGGCUCAUCUUGUUCGGUGCCUGAGGAAGGGCACCGGACAGGAGGAACGCGAGGCCUUGUCGCAGGACAGCUGGAGCAAAAGUCGAACGUACUCGUUGGCCGCGCCAUCGGGAACCACACCGCAAGCCUCACCCGGAGCAGGCGACAACGUGUUUACCGAGGAAGUUCACCUAGACUAUGUGGAAAUCACCUCGAUUCCACCGCUACCGCUUUACAAGCUCCUUGAGGCUGACACCCAGGUGCUAAGCCAAGAACAGGCCAAAGAUCAGAAAGGGAAGGCCACAUCUGGAACCAACGGCGAGCACAAACGUAAUGUCCGGCAAACCGACGACUACUCAAUGUUGUUCGACGACGCAACGGACAACUUUAAUACGCUGAACGAAGAUUCAUCCGGUCGUAUCAGGACACAUUCGGCCUCGGAGAGAACCAAUCGAAAUCCGAAUCAUUUCGACACACAACAAGCUAAUAUACUUACUCAGGUAUUAACUCACUGCAGUCUACCAGGUUUGUCAAAUCUAGACCAGGUGCAUCUACUUGCCCUGGCAGACUCUGUUGCUUCAUUCCAGUCCAACAUUACUGAACGAUUCUCGCAGAAUGUUACAGUAUCGAUAACCAAGCACGAGUCACAUCACACUGAAGUGAAUGUCGAGGCGGCCACCGAGGCAUUGGAUGACUCCGGUCUUCGUUAUUUAUUGGCCACUCGGCAUCACACAUAUUUAAUGCGGUGUCUACCGCUGUCUGAACGUGCGUCUUUACAAAAGCAGGGCUUAGCCCCGCACUCAAUCGUAUGGGCAUUCCACUCGGAGACUCAGGAUGAACUCAUCCAACUAGUGCUCAAUCAAAACAACCUUAAAUGGACUGACCUGAAGGACCUAGGUGUUGGCUGGUGGUGCAAAAACAAUGCAUCACUUAAGAGGUUGAUUGAACGUGUAGCCAAAAGCGCUUUCCAGUCCCAGCAAAAUCCUCUCGAUGCGUCCUUCUACUACAUGGCGCUGAAGAAGAAAAACAUUUUAACUGGAUUAUUCCGCUCGGUUAGCGACAAAAAAAUGACAGAGUUCUUCCAAAACAAUUUCAACGAAGAUCGUUGGCGUAGGGCGGCACUGAAAAAUGCUUACGCGUUACUCGGCAAGCAGAAAUUCAAACAUGCCGCUGCCUUUUUCCUACUGGCCAAUGAUCUUAAGUCAGCGGUGCAAGUGUGUCUGAAUAAUUUGGACGACCUCCAACUCGCAAUGAUCCUGGUACGAUUAUAUGAUGGAGGUGAGGUUGCGACGUAUCCUGAUACCCUAAAACCCACCGUCUACAAUAGCGUUUUGGGAUGCAAUGAAAAAGGCGAAGACUACCAUGCAUCGCAGGCGCAUCCUGAUCCGUUUAUACGUUCGAUGGCUUACUGGAUUUUGAAGCGUUACGAGGACGCUCUCUCGACACUACUUCAGACGGAUAUUGGUUGUUCGCACCCAGCGUACAGGGAGCCCACUGCCGGUGAGGGCAAAGAUCAGACCGGCGGUUCGGAUCCCGCUGUCUUUAAUUUCUAUCUUUACCUUCGUACGCAUCCAUUCGUAGUGCGGCGGAAUCUUGCCCGUCUCAUGAAGGACCGCCGACAGUCACGAGCCAUCAUGCUCAGCGGCUUCAACUCCGUGGCCAACGGAGCAGACAACCAGGGGGCCGAUACGAUCACCCCUCUCGAGCGACGCCUAUUCUUUACAACGGCCCACACCUAUUUCCGAGCAGGCUGUCCACCAUUAGCACUCGAGGUGCUCUCUAGAUUGCCGAACUGCCAACUCGAUUCCGAAUCCACGGACGUAUUUACGUCCAAGGAAGACGUGUCGUCGUUUCCCAUAGAAAAAGAAGAAAAAGCUGAAGAUUUUGACUGGAGUAUGCCUGUAGUCUCGCAAAAGGCGGACGCUUUCGAUUGGUCGCAGCCGGUCUCUCAGAAGGCCGAACAAUAUGGCUGGUCUCAACCGGAACCGCAAAAUGUGGACGCGUUUGACUGGAGUCAACCGGUCCUGAAUAAGGUUGGCGGAAGGGCAGAGGAUUUUGACUGGAGCCAACCCGUAUCAAAUGAACAACAGAGAAGCGGUCAAUUAAAUGGCACUUCACAUGACCGCAAAGCUUCGCAAUCCAGUGAAAAUGAAAAGUCAGUAGGAGAAGCCGCCGCGUACCGGAAAGGGUCUGAGGUGAUUGACAUUAUGGCGCAACAACUGAAAUUCAUCGCGUGCCUCAAAAUUAUGAUGGAAGAGUUGUCAACUCUUGCGACGGGACUCGAGGUGGACGGAGGCCUGCUACGAUUCCAGCUGUAUGUGUGGCUUGAGAAAUGUGUGGCCGCUCUGCGGCAGCUCUGCCAUUAUGGUGCCAACGAGGGGUCCGAUCAGCUCGUAGGAAGAGUUGAGGCAUCCGAAGCCGGCGAGGCAUUACCCGAGGCCGUCAAGUUGCGCGAUGUCCUUCUUCAGGAUAAGAAAGAUUUUGAGGAUAAAAUCGAUCGGGCUGCACGUCGUAAACAUUGGUUAAAGGCAAAUGAAGCCCUUCUACGAACAUUACUGAGUUACUCGGCGCUUCAUGGCGCACACGGCGGAGGUCUUGCAGCUGUUCGCAUGGAACUCAAUCUUCUUCUGCAAGAACUACAGCAGACUCGUACCCCUCAGGCGCUAUUAGCGUCACCUCUGCCCGUACCGACUAGCCUGCCAUUAUUAGCAGCUAGUGUUGCUUCAAAUAAAACGGUUGUGGCCGACCCAGUUCGACACGUGCAAUCAUUGGCUCACGACAUCUUACUGACGAUUACACAAGACUUGUCGCUUCAACUGCCACAGCGCGGCGAGCUAACGAAAGUGAUGGUCCUACGUGAUCUAUGUCUUUCACUAUCUGCCUGCAUCUAUCAGGCGUUGUGUGACAGCGACAAGUUGCCAACUCGUCGAGGGCCAAGAUCCACCGUUGAUGAAGACGGUGGGCCCCAGGCAGCAGUCCUUGGAGGAGCAUUGCAUGGAAGCCUAAGCCUGUUGGCGCCACAGACUCGCGAGCGUCUCAGCUCGGCAUCGGCCAGCGACCUUUUACCAACGUCGGCUCCGUCAAAAUGGCCAGGAGUGCCGAGUUUGCGCGCUCUGAUGGCUCGCGAUCGGGACGACGACGCCCCGAAACUGCACACGCUGUUAUGCGAGGCCUUCGUCGCUGUGUAUCUGUCGCUAACAGUACACGCACUUGCAACGAGGGACAGUCAGGUGCUGUUUCGUUUGGUAAGCCACAAGAUGACAGAAGAAAUGUGGGCAGCUCUCUUUGGUGGAGGAGCGGAAAAAGUGCUUAAAGUUCAUCUGGCGGGUGUGGUAACCGCCGCCAUGAGCUCUGUCGCGUUUCAGAAUAAGGCCUCGACGCAUGGCGCAGUUAACGCACAAAAUAUGAGUGCCACCGGUGACAGCGGCCAAGAUAGUAGCAUCCUUGAUGCUAUAAACCGCCAACGACUAAAAUGGAACAUGAAAAUCCUCCCGCAAUUCGCGGCAGAAAAGGCGCCAACAUCACCUUCUACUGCCGACCGUAACGAAGCCCGACCAGCGUACAAAGAAGUUUUUGUUGCACCCACACAAUCAAUCGCUGCUCGUCUUCUUUCCAAGCCGCACCUUGAGGAGAACUUACAGCCGGUCGACUAUGACUCAUCGGAGAAUAUCGAAGAAGAUGAGAUCGAAGACGAUUGGAAAGAGGAUGUCUUUGACGAUAAGUCCGCUGACAGCAAAUCCCAACAGGGUCGAGAUAACAAGGCGAACAAACCCGCUCAGGGAGAAUCGGUCGAAGAACAGUUUAGCUGGGGCAUUCUAAGCCUGUCAGUUCUGAAGUUGGUGCUGCGUAAUGUUGUACGUUUUCUGGAGACGGCAGGCGUCGACUUUAAUGAUCUUCCCGUCGCCAGCCCACUCUCGCAUGCCGCACUAAAAGCACUACAGCACUGGUAUAAUAUCCAACGUGACCAACUUGACAAGGGCCCCAAGGCAGCUGAUCUUCUGCCGAAUAUGGUUGUCGACAAUUUUGUUCAUUCAGGCCCGGCGAUUCAUAAGUACAAGGUUCUACUCGAACUUGACAAUACGCCAUUCCAGCAUGGCACCAAUGCAGCUGCGCUUCGGGGAGUCCGACGUCUGUGGAAUUACCUCGUGCGACAGGACGAUUGUCAGGAGUACUUUAUCAAGUACAUCUUUUCCCCACCGAAGAGGCUGCCCCUCAUGCUGGCGGAUAGCGGAGUGGAGGACGAAGACGAAAACACGGCAAUCCGUCCAAUACGGGUGAUACACAAGGAUCAGGAAAGUAUCUCGGCCUUCUGCGUGAAUCGUGGUAGCGCAAGCACAUCAGUUAUCACUGUCGCUACACCUAAAGACAUGCAGGAGCUCGACAUAUCAGGACUUCUCGAUGAUGUUGGAUGGCUAGACAAUGAAGCCGAAUUCGAUAUUCUAAACAGGAGUCAUGAUGCGACAGGUGCAGGCGGAAGCGAGUAUUUGGUCAUCGAGCAUCCUAUCGACCGACAGCUGUUGGGUCCAGCUGCUAAUACCGUCGGCUCGCACGUCACCACACCUCUCGCCCCUUUGCCAUCAAACUCGAUUAUCAGCUCGGUUCACUCGCACGGAAAAAGCAAUAUUAACUUGAAGAACCUGCAUUUCGCGGGGAGCCAACACCCGCAGUUCUGCGAGUUUGUGCUCUCCCGAAGCAGACUCAUGGUGAAAACGAAAGUCGCCGCCCCCAACGGAAGGCCUUCUGUUGAGCUGAAAAAGCACAAGGUAGAUUCAGUACGGCGUCUGGCAUCUCAUCCCUCGGCAAAUCUAUACCUUUCUGGCGGCCAAGAUGGCGCCGUCCAGCUGUGGGAGUGGGGUCAUAGCUCGGCCGUUUGCGCACUGCGUCUUCCUGGGACUCGGGCAAAGGUGACUUCCGUGAGCUUUAACCCGCAAGGAAACAAGCUUGGUGUUACCGAUGGUGACGGCUUCAUCUCAUUGUGGCAAGUCGGAGUUGCCCGAAAUGAUCAGAAUCCAUUCUUCACGACGCAGUGUCACAGCAAACAGGCGUCGGAGUUCGCGUUUGCGGGCAGUUCAUCCUUGCUGGCCACGGGCGGUCAGUCCUCUGAUGGCAAAAAUGUCUGUCUGUGGGAUACACUUCUUCCCCAACGAAAGGCGAUGAUCGGCUCGUUCCAUUGUCACGAACAUGGCUGUUCCGCAUUGCUCUAUGCACCGCACAGCGGACUGCUCAUCUCGGCCGGCAAGAAAGGAGAUAUUGCGAUCAUAGACGUACGCCAGCGCGUCUUGCAGCACAAAUUCCAGGCCCAUGACUCGGCCGUCAAGUGUCUUUCCCUUGAUCCCAAUGAGGAGUUCUUUGUGUCCGGUUCCGCUGAUGGAGAUAUCAAGAUAUGGAGUCUUCCGGCAUACGCAAUGCAGUACUCGUUCAAGGGUGAGCACUCAAAAAAUAGCCUGUUUCGAAGUAUGGCGUCAGGUGUGACACAUCUAUACGUGGAUGAACAGAUACGUCUGUUCUCGUGCGGCGCCGAUGGUUCAUUGAAGCUUCGACAGCUUCCGAAAAAGGACUCCAAUGUGGUCCAGUUAGCGCCAUACUGAUGAUACGAAUGAAUAAUAAGAAUUAUAUAAGUAACUUUGAGUGUUCUACGUACGGCCUAGCAGGUGCAGCCAGAGUGAGACUGAGGAAUGGGCAGACAUACCUAUUAUAUACAGCUGCUGAUUUAACCAACAACCCACCAUUAACAUCCGUCACCGUUCUAAUAGUAGUAGGCGUACACCAUAAACAUAUAAUACAUAUAUUAAUCAAUUAUAGUAUUAUUAUUACUAACAGUUAUAGCAUGUUUGCCGAUAAUAAAUGGCUAGCUCCGUUUGCCAGCGUCUGCAGGCAGACAGUUCGAAUGUCGGCCUAGUAAUACAAUGAGUGAUAUAUAAUAUUUUAAAAUAAAAGGCAGAUAAUUUGAAUUUAGCACCUAAUGGAUGCUUCAGUCUAAAACUAUCCUUACGACCUGUUAUGGCCACCGGCAGCCCUCAUACGUCUGCUUUUCAACGUUGCGUUCUCCUCUACGAGUUCCUGUUACUAACCUUUAGUGUUUGGUAUCUAACGUUGUUAGUCUUCUGUUUUUUUACCAGCGACGAAGUGAUUACAGCGAGACAGUUCGGAUUAAUAAUCCCGCCUUGUGGCAAGAUUCACGAUAUCGCUGUUUGUCAGCAUUGUCUAUAAUAGUUAGUAAACCUUAAUAGGCCAAAAAGCUGUUGAAGUUGUCUUAAAAAAGGGGCCACAUAUCUAGAACGCAGUGACUUGGGACUACUGUAAUUCUAAAAGCGUUCUUUAUGAGUCAUAAUCACAGGUACUUUGUUUCGAAUUGGUCACGCGGGUUUACUUAAAGAGACAGGCGUGUCCGAACAGGGUCAGGAAUAGACAGAAGGCCACGGUAAAGGAAUUACAUUGGGCAAAAGGGUAAAAUGAAGGCAUGCCUCAACGUAACGUAGCGUAUACACUGCGUACAAUUUGCGGCGAAAUAAUGAUCUGUGAAAUUACAUCAAGCGGGUGAAACUAAAGUUCGUACAUCCGGUUAACCGCCGCUACGACUAUGAUAUAAUAUAAGACGAAUUUGAUCACCUUUUGGCCCUGAGGUGCGUGCCUGGAAGCCGUUGAUCCUAAACUGUUUGAGACAAAAGGAAAAGUUGGGGUGUAGCGCGGCACAUGCUCCUCUCUAUUGACGGGAGCUACUAACGCGAUAUAAGAAUAGAACGAGUUCCAAAAAUAAAGGUCAGAGAAGUAGAUCGAAAUCACACGAAACUUAAACAGGAAGGCGCGCACGCAGAAAAUUCAAUAGCAAUGAACAGACGGAGAAAUAGCCAUCGCCUGACCACUGUAGCAAUGUUGGAUGCUAGUAACAGUAAUGACAUAGAUCACUUGUAGUGCAAUUCCUAUGAUUUUUUGACAUUAUUAUUGUUAUUAUUAUUCGUGGUAACACAAUGACUAACAAACAACUGUAAACAUGCUAUCAUUUGUGUGUUUUACACAAAAAUUGAUUAUUAUUUUGGUUACUAUUAUUAUUAUCUGAUAAAAUGAUGGAAAUAAAGAUUGAUUGACUCAACAAUACGGUGUACGUGUAGAAACAUAUUAGAUUUAGAAAAAAAAAAAACAUAGAUAAAUAGUAUAACAUAACAACGACGAUAUGAUAUUAGCCCUUAAGCUCAACAUCAUCAUCAUCAUUAUAACUAUCAAAACAUAACAAACGUAUGCAGCAGAGAUAUCGACAGCGGUAUAAACAAUAAUCUACUCAUUUGUUUGGGGCACACAAAAGUAGAAGCUAUAUAAUAACAGUAAUUGAUGGUAACGCGAAUAGCGGCACGUAUAGUAACGACAAUGACGAUGGCAGACGAAGUUCUCUCGUAGUUAGAACACGAACGAGUACUAGCUAGUAUUACUGUUCUGUAGUUAUUUGGUAUAAUGUGAUGUAAUUGUCAAAUACGCUUGCUCCCCGCUUGAUCUGUCGUUUCAUAUAUUACCCAUAUCAUUUAUUUAUAAUUAAGCAAUUUUGAAUUGUUAAUGGUUUGACAGAGCGAAGCAAGGCAACACCGAUGGUUUGAAGAUGUCUUUGUUCUAUGGAGGGGACAAGUGAGAAAACCUGAUAAACCGAAGGUGGUAGUAAAUUUAUUAUUGAAAAAUGAACAGGUGUCACAGAAUGAAUCGCGGGCGGAAGUGAAGUUAACAACGCGUAUCUGUUAAAAAAAAACCACAGUGGACGGAAGAUAGGAUGUGUUCCAAGGAAAUUACAAACAGCUUUGAGCAGAAAGACCCUGCUCGCCGCAAUAAGUCUCCCUCUUCUCGGGAUGAUCUUGGCUAGAAGGAACACUAAAGCGGCUAAAUACGUCACUGUUGAUUUUUCCAUUAGUUUCUUGGCACCGUGCAAAAGUCCUUACAGGAACGUAUGUACAGUAACGCAUGAUAUACGAAGAGAGUUCUUGAAUUAAAAAUUAGCUUUGAGUGAAGGCUGCGAAUAGGUCAGUCUGUAAGAAGAAAAACCCAGGCCAAGGGGUAGAGGAUGAAGCAAAAAGACGUACAGGAGUUGUUAAUUUCCUUUUACUGAGGGAAUUUCAUAGAAUUUAGUUUGCUUAGUGAUUACAUAGUCGGCUACGAUUAUCAAGCGUACCUUGUUGACAAGUAAAGAAAAUAUUUUUUUACACUUUUUGUUAUGCCCGUGGCUUUUGUUAUGUUACGUUAUAUAGAAAAUACGUUCCACUACCUGAAAAUGACAUCUUGACGGUGCGCUGUGAUGAACUUACUAGUCGAUAUUAGCUCGCGACGAAGAUGGGCUAAGGACGGGUGGUACGUAGCUCGUAAAGACGUUAGCACGUAAAAUCGAGUACAGGUGCAAAAAACGAGUAGUCCCAAAGACUGUCUGUUGGGACAUUAUUGAGAAAUAAACAAUCAACUAGAAUUCGAAAACGAUUCGAACUUUUCUAAAGCUUCGUGAAAAAACAGUAAUACGGGUGUUUGCUACUACUUAAAGUGUCUUAUUGAUAAUAUGCCCUUUGCAGUGAUGGUGCGUAAUAGUAGCUAUACCGAAUCGUCACCAGCGUCAAGCUUUUUGUUGUGUUUCCCACAAACAACAAUAAACAUUAUUAUUGAAGAGGUAACUGUUGUUAUUCUGGGUGAUCACUUAUCUAUUUACGUACCUCCGGUGAUAACAAAUAGGCCAAAGAGAUUCGAUAUUAUAUAAUCGUUAAUCGUGGUCUACAUAUAUUUUGCGGUUUUUCGUUAUCAGCCAACAAGUCUGAAACAAGACGCGCCGUAUGAUUCACGCAUAUGUCCCUUCGUGUCAAAAACUAAUUAGGAAGUAUUCGAAAGUAGUAACUACUACUAUCGAGCGUAAAAAGUGGCUCAUGUAUAAUCAGUGCAGACAGAAAUUUACCAGAGGGAGUAUCUCUCCCAAUCGACAAAAACAGCAACAAUUAAUAGAAACACCUAACCGCUGCUGCUGCUGCUGCUGCUAGUGUAUGAGGAAUGGUUUAUAUGUUGAUCUAGAGCGAAUGCCGGACUGAACAGGAAGGCCGUCAAAUAGGCAUGAAGGUGCAGGAAGGUUAAAGGCGAGAGAUACCUGAUAAUAAAUUAACGGGUAUUCCUGGGUAAAGUAGCAGCUGUAGCAUAUGUUCAAUCCGGGAUACAGGGGCAGCAAAAGGAAAACGAAGAUAUCAGGAACACGAAACAGCAAACAAGGAGAUUUACAGAUACGUAGCGAAAAGAUGGAAGCAUGACGAAAAGCAGAGCAGGAUAUACUGUCGUUUCAAUAUGUUGUUAAAUUUAUCGAGUAUUAAAAUAAUGAUUGUGUUUCAUGCAUAAUAAAUAAGAAAAAUAAAAAAAAAAA
Varroa destructor (honeybee mite) is the source of this 16225-nucleotide messenger RNA. It is a transcript of the gene Rbcn-3A, whose product is annotated as rabconnectin-3 alpha. Gene Ontology annotation, biological process: vacuolar acidification. Gene Ontology annotation, cellular component: RAVE complex. The record is from RefSeq and is a predicted model, not a curated record. Gene Ontology annotation, molecular function: protein binding. Lineage: Eukaryota; Metazoa; Arthropoda; Arachnida; Mesostigmata; Varroidae.